Molecule: messenger RNA, 1284 nt
Organism: Cephus cinctus (wheat stem sawfly)
Lineage: Eukaryota; Metazoa; Arthropoda; Insecta; Hymenoptera; Cephidae
Exons: 3
Coding region: 182-949 (255 amino acids)
Source: RefSeq, a predicted model, not a curated record
AGACCUCUUGCUGGCCGAGCAGGCAAGGAGGAUUACCGGUUUCUUGGCAGAUAGCCACUAUUACAUAUAGAGAGCAAGAGAAUCCCAUCACAGUCACCUCUGGGUCUUAUUUGGAGCCAGCGGGUUUUCUUCAUUUCGCCAUUUUCCCCUCUUAGCCAGUGCACGCAAUCAGGAAGAAACCAUGUUGCUCUUCUUGGGGUUCAUUAUCCUUGCUUAUCAGGGCCCUUCGUGCAGCUUUGCUGCUGUGACCUACGAUCAGCGACAAACGGGAGAGACUAACGUGCAGAUAGAACUGAAGGAUGUGCAAAUAUUAGCGUUGAUCGAUUCGGAUCUCUUUGACGAUUACACGGAUUACGAUUACGCUUAUGAUUAUGCAGAUUUUACUAUACGGCCUAUCAAUAAACCUACCAAUGCGCCAUCGUCUACGAGCUCAGUGAAACCCUGGUAUACCUGGCCUACUAAUCCGCCGAGUUUAGCAUCCAAUAAUGCAUCUGUCACUGCCUCAUCUACUGAGGAACAACCUAUUCUAAAUGCUACAGUGGCACCACCCACGAGCAAUGCAAAUAUUACUGAAAAUGGAGCAGCGUCUGAUGGUACAGGGAGUACUACAGAGAAAUCGACGUCCUUGCAAAAUUCUACUGAAAAGAUGAAUCCGGUGCAGAUGAGAAUCAAUAAUAAGACUGGAGGUUUAUUUAGCGACGAGGAUAUUAUUGAUGGAGCCAAGAAAUCGACACUUCCGUUAACAUCAGCUCAUGAAACAGAUUCUGAGGGGCAGAAUAGAAGACGUUGUCAACCAGGAUAUUCAAGAGACAAAAAAGGACGCUGCCGUCGGAUUAUACGAAGACGCCUGUCAUUUUUACCAAUGGCAAUGAGACUAGCAAGCAGAAUUGUUCCAACAAAAAAUACUUUGAAUCAGCAGCCCAAAUUCGAUCGUCUACCUCAAGAAUAGUUCACCUUGCAUAAUAAGAUCACCGUGAUCUACGACAGCUAGAUAAAUGUCGUAUAUACGUUUAGACUAAUACCUUUCUUACUAUUCACCAACUGGUCACCCAUUUAUAGAAUUAAAUUACCUUAUUAUGAAAUCUUCCAUGAUUCAUGGUCGCAUGAGACCCAAACUCUGUUAAAAAUAUACUAAGAUAUGUGUACUGCUCAAAGAUCAAAACAACUGAGUGAAGAGUUAGACAUAAGGAAAUAUGAGGAAAGUGCCUCAAGUAAAUAUAAUUAUUAUGAAAUAUACCUUAAAUAUGAUUAUGUAUCAUACUAGUAUUAGAAUAUAUGUAUAGU